GUUUCCCUCCCUUUCUUUCUGCAUUGGUUUUUUUUUGAGCCUUGUUUUGGUUCCUUGAUACCCAGCAUCAUGUCUGGCCGUUUCGUGCGUUCAUCCAAGUAUCGCCACGUCUUCGGACGACCGACACGAAAGGAGCAAUGCUAUGAUAACCUACGUGUCUCUCGGAAUGCCUGGGAUACCAACCUUGUUAAGGCAAAUCCCAAAUAUCUGUCUGUGAACUGGGAAGCUGGUGGUGGAGGUGCUUUCGCCGUUAUUCCCUUAGAAGAACGAGGCAAAUUGCCCGAGCGGAUACCCCUGUUUCGUGGUCACACCGCGGUCGUUUUGGAUACGGACUGGAACCCUUUCAACGAUGAUUUGAUCGCAUCCGGUUCCGAUGAUGGCAGGGUCUUCCUCUGGCGGGUCCCUGAGGGGUUCACGCUAUCCCCUGAUGUAGACGCCGAUGAUAUCCAAGAUGUUGCGCCAGUUGGAAAGCUCAGUGGCCACCCGAAGAAGGUCGGGCACGUGCUCUUCAACCCCGCGGCUGAAAACAUCCUUGCGACGGCAUCCGGAGACUAUACAGUGAAGAUUUGGGAUAUUGAGGCUGGUGCAUCCAAGUUGACAUUGAACGUUGGCGACAUUGUGCAGUCGCAAUCAUGGAGCGCAAAUGGCUCGCUUCUUGUUACAACUUCUCGCGACAAGAAGCUGCGCGUCUGGGACGUGCGUCAAGAACGACCUGCGCACGAAGGGCAAGGACAUACAGGAGCAAAGAACAGUCGCUCGGUAUGGCUGGGUGAACGCGACAGGUUCGCAACCACUGGUUUCUCCAAGAUGAGUGAUCGCCAGCUUGCGCUCUGGGAUAUCCGCUCCCCUCAACUGCCGAUUGAUGGUUUUAAGACCCUCGACUCCAUCUCUGGUGUAUGUAUGCCGUUCUGGGAUGAUGGCACCCAGUGCCUGUACUUGGCUGGCAGGGGUGACGGCAACAUCCGAUACUUUGAGCUGGAGAAUGACAAGUUUGAGUACCUCUCGGAAUACAAGUCCGCAGACCCCCAACGCGGUAUCGCCUUUAUGCCCAAGCGUGGUGUGAACAUGCACGAGAAUGAGGUUACCCGCGCCUUCAAGACCGUCAACGAUACCUACAUUGAGCCCAUCUCUUUCAUUGUUCCUCGUAGGGCCGAGACAUUCCAGGACGACAUCUAUCCUCCUACCGUCGGCUUGAAGCCUGCCAUGAGUGCCUCGGAGUGGUUUGGCGGCAAGGAAGCAAUUCCCCCCAAAAUCUCUAUGGGCAGCCUUUACGACGGCCAGGGCUUGAAGGAGGUUACCGGUAUCCAGGACAAGCCCACCUCUAACUUGGGCACUGAGUCCAAGCCUGAACCCAAGUCUGAACCAGAAGCGAAGCCCGCCCCGCAAGUGAAGACCACUGAAUCCGCUCCCGAAACCACUCCCGUGGUCAAGCCAGCACCCUCCAUGAAAGAGCAGGGUGCCUCUAUGGCUGCCAUGGUCAACAAGUUUGCAGACGAUGAAGAAGCUGAGCCCGCAGAGGAGUCCAGCUUUGAUGAGCCCUCGAAGCCAAUCGAACGCGCUACCCGUUCCCCGGGCACCUCGUCACCAACUGUCAAGGACAGCCCCUUCCUGCAAAAGGAAAACUCCGCUAAAAUAUCAUCCCCAGUCUCGGCUUCUCCCGCUCCGGCCGACCGUUCUCAGUCUCCUGCUCAAAGCACCUUCAACGCUCAGCCCACAUCGUCUCCCGCAAGCACCACCGGUUCUACCGCCGCCGGCGCCAGCUCUGUCCCCGCUGACGCCGUCCAGCGCGAAAUCAGCGCAAUCAAGGACCUCAUCGCCGAACAAACAAAGACUAUCGCGUCCCAGGCCCUGCAGGUGCAGAACCUCACCGCCGAGAUCGAGUCUCUCAAGGCUAAGCUGGGCUAG
This is a messenger RNA of Aspergillus nidulans FGSC A4, 1905 nucleotides long. RefSeq names its product coronin. The record is from RefSeq and is a predicted model, not a curated record. NCBI's taxonomy places the organism in Eukaryota, Fungi, Ascomycota, Eurotiomycetes, Eurotiales, Aspergillaceae. Gene Ontology annotation, cellular component: cell tip; endocytic vesicle; actin cortical patch. Gene Ontology annotation, molecular function: microtubule binding; protein-macromolecule adaptor activity; Arp2/3 complex binding. Gene Ontology annotation, biological process: positive regulation of Arp2/3 complex-mediated actin nucleation; actin filament organization; actin cortical patch localization. The transcript is spliced from 8 exons. The coding region runs from base 70 to 1905 and encodes 611 amino acids.